Saccostrea cuccullata (small rock oyster) is the source of this 2190-nucleotide messenger RNA. RefSeq lists its product as uncharacterized. Lineage: Eukaryota; Metazoa; Mollusca; Bivalvia; Ostreida; Ostreidae. Gene Ontology annotation, molecular function: zinc ion binding; ubiquitin protein ligase activity; translation repressor activity. Gene Ontology annotation, biological process: negative regulation of translation; protein polyubiquitination; proteasome-mediated ubiquitin-dependent protein catabolic process. The record is from RefSeq and is a predicted model, not a curated record. The coding region runs from base 1 to 2007 and encodes 668 amino acids. The transcript has 2 exons.
AUGCAUGAAAUACAAUACGACAACGAGGGAAAGAGACUGUAUAACAAACCUAACUACAUAACUGAGAACCGCAAUGGAAAUGGUGUUGUGUCUGACUGGGUCAGUGGAGUAGUUGUGACAGAUCGUGGAUGCAGACAUCGAUUCUCCUACACAGGGUCUCCAUCAAGAUCACGACUUCGACCUCUAGGAAUCUGCACCGAAGCACUUUCAAGCAUCCUUGUGUGUGAUUAUACCAGCGGCACUAUACAGAUGAUUGACAGUGACGGCCACUUCCUGUCACUGAUACUGAGAAGACAACAGGAUAUAAACAGACCUCACAGCCUAGGCUAUGAUUACAAGUCUCAUCUUCUCUGGAUACAUUCGGCAGCUGUUACUGUUGACAUCAUGGAUGCGAUAAAAUUUAUCUCUCAGAGUAAAGUACGACAGUGUUCUAAGUGUCAGAGGAGGGAAACAUUAUACUACUGUGACACGUGUAAACAUGAUCUGUGUCUACUGUGUAAAAAACAACAUGUAAUUGAUCUUCACACCAUUUAUCAUGAUGUCAUGAUUUACCGUGAAAAAUAUGGAUACCUAUCAAAGAAGGAGAACUGUCGGAGACAUAAGAACCAAUUCUAUGAAAAGUAUUGUAAUUCUUGUAAACUUCCAAUCUGUAGACAAUGUAAAGAGCACAGGCAACACAACGUACAGAACAUACACAAAGUUUAUAAAGCAAAGCGACAACUAGAAGGAGAAACUAUUCACGAAAUUAGAAGUGAGACUCUCUAUAACAGCUGUUUUCUCUUGGAAUGGAUAAAAAUUAACAGAAGAGGUUGUGAUAAACGUAUCUCAAAUAUUCAGUCAAUGCUGACACAAAAGAACAGUAUAUUAAUGGAAGAAAUCGAUAAUUUCAUUGCUGGUAUGAUAGGAAGGCAUAACAGUCUUAUUCAUAGAUUAAAACUAGAGAAAAGGAAACUUUUGAGCACAGAGAUGUACGCACGGAAAUUUGACCAAUUAGUGAAUAGUCCAGUAAGAUUGCUCUUAUUCCUAAAAUCGACACAUCAAGCCAAUAUAAACGAAAUCCCAAAGUUUACACAAUACAAGUUUCACUUUCUAACUGCGGACAUCAGCAUUGAGGAUGUUGUUAAGUUACUGAAAGAAAUUAAAGUGAAAGAAGGAAAGAGAAUAGUUAGAAAUAGAUAUCUGUUGAAAUUAAUGCCUGAAGCAGUAUUACAUAGAUCAGUUCCAAUUAAAGGCGUCCAUAAUAUAGAACAUAUAACAUGUUUUCAAUCAGAACGAUUCUGGGUCAGUCUUCCUAACAAACUCAUCUUGCCGAGAAAGGCAAGUGACCCUUUAUAUAAUGAGACAUAUAAAAGAGCUGGGAUGGGGGUGCACACUGUGACCAUUACCGGUGAUCUUAUUUAUAUAGACCGGGAUUAUAAUAUAAAUAAACUAUCCAAGGAUACGAAAACAAGUUUUACACUGGUGAAGAAAGCAAAACCAUGGAUACCACUCUGCAUUGCAAGCUCACACUCCAAUGGAGAUAUCUUGGUUGGGAUGUGGAAUUACAAUAAAGCCGAGGUAAAGCGUUAUAACAAAACUGGUGAACACAUGCAGACGAUACCACAAGGCAAAUCAAAUCAGGGACUUUUUGGUUAUCCUUUAUUCAUCACAGAGAACCGUAAUGGAGAUAUUGUUGUUUCAGACAAGAAACAUGGUGCUGUAGUGGUGACAACGCGGGAAGGAAGACAUCGGCUUUCCUACAAAGGACCUUCGUCACGAUUACAACCUCUUGGCAUCUGUACAGAUGCGCUAUCACAUAUCCUGGUGUGUGAUGAUAACACCAACACAGUACAUAUGAUUGACGAAGAUGGCAAUUUUCUUUCAAAAUUAUUAACGAAACACCAAGGGAUAAAGAAACCAAAGAGUCUGUGUUAUGAUGAAAGAACUCACAUGCUUUGGGUAGGAUCAUCUGGCAACAGAAUAAAUGUAUACAGUUACAUAGAGAGGAAGCACAACUUCAAAAUGUAAUGUUGUUGAGUAAGUUACAAAAAUACACAACAAGUGAUGACAUUUAACUUUACCUGUAAUGUCUACAUUGUAAAAAGUCAAAAUAUCUUCCCUUUGAAAAAAUAGAUUUACAAUGAUAGAGACCCGAGGCGUGUGAAUCUUUGUAUUGAAUUAUCAGUAAAACGCGUUCAUAACAAAGUCGCU